AUGGCACCCCAGCGACAAGCUUUGUUACUCUCAUCAUCAAAUUGUCACGGGUAUUCGAUGUUAGAAUUCGCCAAACAAGAAAUAUGUAAUAUCCUCAAGAAGAACAGUAUCAACGAGUUAGUCUUCAUUCCAUAUGCUCAGAAGGACUAUGACAGUUACACCGCUAAAAUAAAAGAAGUUAUUGAACCAUGGGGUUUUACUGUGACUGGAUUACACAGCUACUCAAAUUUAACUGAAAGAAUUAAUAAUGCCAAGGCUAUAUUUGUAGGGGGAGUUAGUGAGACACACAAGGGUGAAACAAGAGACCAAAGAAUUUAUGAAUAUUUGGAGAUGGCUGAUUCUAAUCCUGUGCUAGGGUUAAGAGAAGGGUCCAUGUUGCAUAUUGAUGGGUAUAAAUUAACUAUAAAAGGAAUUGCUGGUGGAGUUUUAUUCCAGAAGACAGACAAGAAACCUGUUGUUAUUGCACCAGAUUCCGAUGUGUCAUUUUUAAUUGAACAAGAUAAAGAACUUUAG
Molecule: messenger RNA, 513 nt
Organism: Spodoptera exigua (beet armyworm)
Lineage: Eukaryota; Metazoa; Arthropoda; Insecta; Lepidoptera; Noctuidae
Source: the annotation of a GenBank genome assembly